AAGGAGUUGCAGUCCAAUUGGUUGUCAGCUGAUUUACCGGAUCUUCGAUCAUUCGUCGCUAUGAUGUCGUAUUCGAGACGUUCAAGGUCUUCCCGCUCUCGAUCUCCAUAUGGGCGGGACAGUAGGUCUGUUUCAAGGUCAUUGUCAAGGUCGAGGUCAAGGAGCCGGUCAAGAAGCAAUGAUUCAACUGAUGUGGAAAAUCCUGGGAACAAUCUCUAUGUGACUGGUUUGUCACCUCGCAUUACGAAGAAAGAGCUUGAGAAGCAUUUUUCCUCUGAAGGAGAGGUGAUCGAUGUUCACCUUGUGGCUGAUCCAUGGACAAGGGAGUCUCGUGGCUUUGGUUUUGUGACCAUGGCAACCCUUCAGGAUGCUGAUCGCUGUGUCAAGUAUCUGAAUCGAUCAGUUCUUGAAGGUCGGGUCAUUACAGUGGAGAAGGCAAGGAGGAGAAGAGGUCGAACCCCAACCCCAGGAAAGUAUCUCGGAGUGAGAACUAUCCGUGUGCGCCGCCGAUCACCAAGCUACUCACCUUACCGUAGGAGCCGUUACAGUUCCCCUGGUUAUUCGUCUGAGGGGGACCGGGAGAGAUCAUACUCUCCUUACUACAGCCGGCGCAGGUCUUACUCUCCCCACAGCAGCCGUAGAAGAUCAGACUCUCCAUACUACCGUCGGCACAGGUCUCCUUCACGAUCUCGUUCCCCCUACAGCAGAUCACCUGUUAGCAGACGGGACCGCUCGUACUCACCGUAUUACUCAAGGUCAUACCAUCGGAGACGCCAAUCUUAUUCUCCAGUAGACCGCUCUCUUUCACCCUACUACAGAAGGCGUCAUGAUCGAUCAGUCUCUAGGAGUGUGUCACCAAAACCAAGGAGGAGCUCAAGGAGAAGCUAUUCCCGAAGUGUGUCACCCAAGCUGAGGAGGAGAAGCUCAAGGAGGAGCUACUCACGGAGUGUCUCACCACCAAGGCCCCGGAGCUCUAGGAGAAGCUACUCUCGUAGUGUCUCCCCUGCUCGUAAGAGCUCAAGGAAGAGUGUCUCCCGUAGUGCAUCACCCAGGAAGAGGAGCUAUUCAAGAAGCCAUUCUAGAAGCCGCAGUGUGAGCUCAGAAUCACGAUCUAGAUCUGUAUCAAGGUCAAGGUCAAGGUCAAGGUCUCCAUCACCUUCGUCAUAAGAAGCUGUUUAUAUGUUGAAUCAGUGUUAGGUAGUCAGUGGUAGAGAUAUUGCUAGACUGGUUUGCAUAUUUGGAGCUUUCUCAACUUCUUUGCUAUCGUACUUAAAUAUUGUGGGCUGUCUGCUCUGUUGCAC
This is a messenger RNA of Telopea speciosissima, 1301 nucleotides long. RefSeq names its product serine/arginine-rich splicing factor SR45a-like. Gene Ontology annotation, biological process: positive regulation of mRNA splicing, via spliceosome. NCBI's taxonomy places the organism in Eukaryota, Viridiplantae, Streptophyta, Magnoliopsida, Proteales, Proteaceae. Gene Ontology annotation, molecular function: RNA binding. The record is from RefSeq and is a predicted model, not a curated record. Gene Ontology annotation, cellular component: spliceosomal complex. The transcript has 7 exons. Bases 61 to 1167 code for a protein of 368 amino acids.